Aspergillus nomiae NRRL 13137 is the source of this 885-nucleotide messenger RNA. Its product is annotated as CTAG/PCC1 family protein. Gene Ontology annotation, cellular component: EKC/KEOPS complex. The transcript has 6 exons. The coding region runs from base 1 to 885 and encodes 294 amino acids. The record is from RefSeq and is a predicted model, not a curated record. Lineage: Eukaryota; Fungi; Ascomycota; Eurotiomycetes; Eurotiales; Aspergillaceae.
AUGAAGUUCACCGGACUUAUUGCCUCUCUUGCUGCUGUCAGCGCUGCCUCCGCCGCUGCUAUUCCUACCGCUUCUCUCCAGCCCACCUUGAACCAGCUUAACGGUGUUCUUGGAAACAUCGACGGUCUCCUUGGUGGUGCCCUCGGCGGUGCGGGCAUUUCUGACCUCGUUCAGGUUCAGGAUGCUCUCAAGCAGAUCAAGGGCGAGCUGAACCAGCUCACUAGCACCGUCUGCCAGCGCAGCGUUGUUGGCAAUGAGGUCGACACCGUUAACAAUGUUGUUUCGCCUUUGACUUCCACCGUUAACGGUGCCGUCCAGCCUGUGGUUGGCACCGUCAACUCCGCUGUCGGCACCGCUGAGGGUGCUGUUGGCAACGUCCUUCCCGGCACCACCGGUGUCCUUGGUGCUAAGCGCCAGGUUGGACAGCUCACUGGUGUUGCGACGAGCCUGGUCAGCCAGGUUAAGGAUGAAACCCUCGAUGCUGCUGGUGUCGAGCACAUCCUCGACCUCGUCCAGACCACACGGACAUCGAAUCCAACUAGAAAACCAUCCAGCAUCAUGGCCUCCGUUGAAGAAUUUCCCUACACUUUGACAGUCUCCCUCCCCCUCCCCUCAAAUCGCCUUGCAACCUCCGCUCUUCGUGCGAUUGAAGUCGACACCGAACUCUCCCCCUUCGUCCGACGCGAUAUGGUGGUAACAUCCCCGAAGGGCAUCCAAGCGGAUACCGAAGAGGCAAAGACUGUACUCGAGACUACAUACCGUGCAACCACCAACCGGAUGCUGCGGGUGGCUGUCAAUGGGUUCAUGGAGAGCCUUGGGGUCGUUCUCGGAGUAAUGGAGGAGUUGGAUGUCGAUGUAUUAGAAGCGGAGGGAGUUGAGAAAUGA